Tyto alba (common barn owl) is the source of this 2072-nucleotide messenger RNA. Its product is annotated as skin secretory protein xP2-like. NCBI's taxonomy places the organism in Eukaryota, Metazoa, Chordata, Aves, Strigiformes, Tytonidae. Bases 268 to 1902 code for a protein of 544 amino acids. The record is from RefSeq and is a predicted model, not a curated record. The transcript has a single exon.
UGGCCGCGCUGAGGGGAGAGCGAGGCAGCCACGCCCAGUCAGUUCCAGCCGGUCCCCCGUGCCCCCACAGCCCCCGCCAGGGCAUUGUGACGCGGGGGCUCCUCGCACCCAAAGGCCAUUGUGACACGGGCCCCCCCGAGGCGGCCGAGGGGGUAUUUAAGGGGCGAGAGGAGCCCAGGGGCGCCCACUCCCCGGAGAGCAGCUCCCUCAGGAGGCAGCAUCUCCCCGGAGUACUCGUGGAAGGUCUGAGGCCAAGGACGCCAAGGGAUGCCCACGGGUGAGGAGGCGAACGCCCGCUCCCAGCCCGCCGAGGGGCUGCCGAGCCUGCGGAACCGGCGCCAGGUGAGGGGCGGGGCGGGGCGGGGCGGGCGAGCCGGGGGGCACGGGAGUGGGGAGCAGCAGCCGGCUGUGGAGGGGAGCAGUGCCGGGGGGUGGGUGGCGGGGAGCCCGGCUGCAGGAGCUCUGCCCGCCAGGACGCGGGGGCGAGUGCCGCACGCACUCAGCAGCCCCUCUCCUCGGCUCCUCUUGCAGGUGUGCACCGUGAGGUGCGGGGAGUCUGUGCCACACACCAGGGUGUCGCGGGAGGAGGCAGCACGUCAGCCAGCGUUGCUGCACCUCCCCAAGAUAGCAGCGGCACCCGGGCACCCCGCACCCGCAGCUCGGCCCGCAGGAGCUGCCGGCGCCUGCCCCAAGCUGCCGCCUCUGCCGGCAUCACCCUCGGCCCCGUCUGCGGGGGACAGGGGCACCGCCAGCGGGACCGCAGCCGGCCGGGACCUCGUCCCAGAUGCUCGGGGCAGCAGCACCAGAGAGGGGAGCCAGAGAGCUGCCCCCAACAGACGAGCACUCCGUGUCGCCCACGUGGUGGAGACGGCCCGCUGCAUCGUGGAUGAGGUCCUGAACAGGCUGUUCGGUGCAUGCCAGGGACCCAGCCAGCAGCCGGUGGCCAAGGAGGAGGAGAAGGGGCUGGAAGACAUCACCAUCCACAGCAUAUGGGUGAACCCCGCUGUCGCAGAGCUCCUGCAGGAUCCCCACGCUGGACCCCUGACAGCAGGAGGGACAGACGGGACCCCCACGCUGGAACCCCCACAGCCCCCCAGGGGGGUGGCAGGAGAGGCAGCCGCUGACCUGCAGAGCGCGUCUCCUGCCCCGGAGGGUCCCACCGAGGCCCAACCGACCCCUCCUGCCGUGGCUGGAGCUGCCAAGGGAGAAGAACACCGCCGCACGCCUCGUGCUCCAACCACACAGAUGGACGAAGAGGCUGCAUCUCCCGUCCGCAGGCAGCAGGACCCCGCAGCACAGGCAGCAGAGAGCCAGCCUGCCCCGCAGAGCCCCACAGCCCUCGAGGCGGCUCUGCAGGCCACGGUCAAGUGCCUGGUGAGCGAGGUACUGCAAAAAGUCUUGGCUGGCAAUCAGCGACCCGGCCAGCAGCCAGUGGACCAGCAGGACCGGCCCCGCUGCAGCGACGCCGCGACCCAAGUGACAACUGCUGCGGCACCUGCGGACACGGAGCGUGCCCCGGCCGCAGAGCCCCGGGACGAGGCCAGCGCAGCCCCUCGCGUCCCAGCGGCGCGCGAGGCCCGAGCACACGGGGCUUCUCCUGCGCUCGAAGCCCAUCGCCCAGGAGAGGCCGCCGCUGCCCUCGUCUCCCCGGCCACACGCGAGGGUGAAGCGGCGUCACCCUCGCCUCCAGACCCUGCGGCAGGUGCUGGCGCACCCCACCUCUCCCCGGCCGCACGCGAGGGUGAAGCGGUGUCUCCCUCGCCUCCAGACCCUGCGGCAGGUGCUGGCACACCCCACCUCGCCCCGGCCGCACGCGAGGGUGAAGCGGUGUCUCCCUCGCCUCCAGACCCUGCGGCAGGUGCUGGCGCACCCCACCUCUCCCCGGACCUCACGCGACGGUGAAGCGGCGUCUCCCUCGCCUCCAGACCCUGCGGCAGGUGCUGGCACACCCCACCUCUCCCCGGCCGCACGCGAGGGUGAAGCGGUGUCUCCCUCGCCUCCAGACCCUGCGGCAGGUGCUGGCGCACCCCACCUCUCCCCGGCCGCACGCGAGGGUGAAGCGGUGUCUCCCU